CUGUUCCACUAUUAAUUUCCAGCUCCUUCACUACUAAUUUGCUUCUAUCGUUUUUGUCUCUUCUCAAUUGCUCUCAGAUUUCGCUGCCAUCUCCAUAAACCCUACUCUCCUGCACCCCUGCAAAUCGCCGCUCCAAUUCUGUCCAAUUUUCUUCGGAUGUCAGUUCUAAGUUUCUUUCAGUCGCAGAUGUGAAUGCAUCUAAUAUUUUGUCGCAACUUUUGAAGUGCUCAAUCAGCUUCCUUAGCUCCUAAAAUGGAUCGCAAGGACACAUCUGGCUUUGUUAGUGGGGGCUGCUUCAUCAGAAGCUUUGUCGCAAUUUCUAGCCAUUAGAGUCUUUCAUGCCCUUUUCUACCGUGUACCUCAGAUAUCCAAAAUUCUAUUCUUAUCAUUCAUUUCUUGUUCAUAUAAAUUUUCUUUUACUUGGGUUGGAUAAAAUUACAAUUUUAUUGCAUGGAUGGAACCCUUGGCAAUAAUAUCACUUUCGCCUCUGCAUCAAACGAUCAGGGCAAAGUUGUGGACAGCGUUAUAUGUGACCUGGGCUUUCAUUCACCUGGGGCAUUAGGAUCUUUUGUUUCCAAGGGAAGCAAGAGAAAAUAUAGUUCCAGCAAUCAGCCUAUUAAAUUCAAAGAUGGAUCUUCAUUGGUUCUUGAGUUGGGACUUCCAUCCAGUUCCUGCACUACGAUAUGCUCGGGAAAGGAGGCAGAAGAGGAGUCUUCUCUGGAUCUUGGUUUAAGUAUGAACCUGAAUGUGGGAGCUAACAUGAUAUCGGAUCUAAAGAAGGUCUCUGGUGGGAAGUUAAAUGCAGUGAAGAUGCGGAGUCCCGUUAUUGAUCUGCAAUUAAGUCUGUCCACUGAAACUGCUGAAUCUGAUGUAACCUCCGUGACCCAAGAAUUCAUCCCUUGUCAGAAUUACUAUGAGUCGCUAGUUUUAGCCCCGACAGUUGAACAGCCAAGAGAUGAAGGAUCAACAUCUGCUCGAUGGAAAAACAAUCCUUUUGUUCCUCCCGUGAAAUGUCAGCAAGAGAUUACUAUUCCUUAUGACCAAGGCCAUGGCUGUAACAACCCUACUACUGUGGACCUGAAUAUCUCUCCGUCUCCAAUGACCCCCCCAAGUUCUAUUGGAACCAUUUCUACUCCAGUAAAACAACGGAAAACUAGUGUAAAAACAUGCCUGUUUGAAGAUUGUGCCAGGGGAGCCAGAGGUGCUUCUGGUCUGUGUAUUGCCCACGGAGGUGGCCGGAGGUGCCAGAAAGCUGGCUGCCAGAAGGGAGCUGAAGGUAAGACUGUUUUCUGCAAGGCACAUGGUGGUGGUCGGCGUUGCCAGCAUCUUGGGUGUACUAAAAGUGCAGAAGGUCGUACUGACCAUUGCAUACGCCAUGGUGGUGGUAGGCGGUGCAGUCAUGACGAUUGCACUCGGGCAUCAAGAGGCAGGUCUGGUCUGUGCAUCCGUCAUGGAGGUGGGAAAAGAUGCAAAAUAGAAAAUUGCGCUAAAAGUGCCGAGGGCAUUGCUGGCCUCUGCAUAUCUCAUGGGGGUGGGCGGCGCUGUCAAUACGCCGAAUGUACAAAGGGUGCUCAGGGAAGCACAGUGUUCUGCAAAGCUCAUGGCGGUGGCAGAAGGUGCACGUAUUUGGGAUGCACGAAAGGGGCUGAAGGGAGCACUCCGUUUUGUAAAGGCCAUGGUGGUGGGAAACGAUGCACAUCAGAAGGAUGCAGCAAGAGUGUUCACGGGGGUACUCUAUUUUGCGUUAACCAUGGCGGGGGUAAGAGGUGUGCAGUGCCUGAAUGUACCAAAAGUGCGAGGGGACGCACAAAUCAUUGCGUCAGGCAUGGUGGUGGUAAAAGGUGCAAGUUUGAAGGAUGCCCGAAGAGUGCACAGGGAAGUACAGAUUUUUGCAAGGCACACGGUGGAGGAAAAAGAUGCUCUUGGGGACACCUGGGCUCAGGUCUCGGCAGUCACGGCGCUGUUCCAUGUGAUAAGUUUGCAAGGGGAAAGUCUGGCCUCUGUGUUGCCCAUAGUGCACAAGUGCAAGAAGAAAAAACCCAUGGUGACUUUGCAUUGGGUUCGGCAACGCAGGGUUUUAGUACAUCUACACAGAUGAAUGGCGUUUUUGCACCUGGAGCUGGAAUUUCCUAUCAUGGAAGCACUGGAGCACCGUCAAUAGGUUUUGGGCACGUCCAGGCAUCUCUGCCAUUUGCAGUUGGAAAUAUUUGCUGGGAUCAGAUGUCUCUUCCGGAAGGCAGGGUCCAUGGAGGUGGCCUGAUGGCAAUGCUUGGUGGACGCACAAUCGCUGCAACGGCGGAUAGGAUUAAAGAAAGCAGUGGCUGAUUAGGGAAUCUGGGAAUCAUCUGCAUCUGAUUUGGCUGGUAGGUAUGGAUUAUAUUAAAGUAUGUGCAAGUAUAUCAUGUUUGAAUUUAGGCGGUAAUGGGUAUGAUUAUGAUUAUGAUUAUGAUUAUGGUGGUUAAAGAUUAUCACUAGUGUAUAUACUGAGGUCAAGCGUCGUCCUAGUUAGAUAGCUUUGGUUUUACGUUUUAGUUAGACUGCCAGUAGAUAUAUAUUCAAGUUAUGAACAUAUUUGGUGUAACUAUUUUUGUCUUCAUGUUUUGAUAUUGGGUCCUAGUUUAAAUGGAUGUCAUUCUGCGUUUAUCUUUUUUA
This is a messenger RNA of Salvia splendens (bonfire salvia), 2652 nucleotides long. RefSeq names its product loricrin. The record is from RefSeq and is a predicted model, not a curated record. The coding region runs from base 451 to 2325 and encodes 624 amino acids. NCBI's taxonomy places the organism in Eukaryota, Viridiplantae, Streptophyta, Magnoliopsida, Lamiales, Lamiaceae. The transcript has 2 exons.